AGUAAAGCAAAACAGUUUGAAUGCGUUGAAGAACAGGGGUGUACUGAAAUACACAUGUAACAAGAAGUUCAAAGACUGAAUCACGGAAGGAAAAACUGAAAAGCAAGCGAGAACAGACCCCUGUCGCCUAUUUGAAGACAUCGCUUGAACCGAGCAGCUGCGUAGUCAUUUGAUGCUGGACAAAUAUCAAUAGUUGGUUAACCAACUACCUUUAACUGUUCACUAGUCUUUAGCCUAUUAUCCUUACCGGCUCGCCAUGCUUUUGCAUCAGUUCAUGAACGGAGGCCUGGAAGUGAUGCAUUCUACAGCAAUUCAAAAAGACACUACUUUUACAAAAAUUUUCGUUGGUGGUUUGCCCUACCACACUAACGAUGCUUCCUUGAGAAAGUAUUUUGAGGCCUUCGGAGAUAUCGACGAGGCGGUGGUGAUAACGGACAGACAGACGGGGAAAUCCAGAGGAUAUGGCUUUGUAAGUAACAUUCUGACACUUGUCGGUCAUGCAAUUAGCCUACAGCUUGCAGUGCGCCUUACCAAUAAAUACAUUUGAGAAGAAUUCUCAAUAGGCAGCCCUGGAAAUUGAGUUGCCUAUAAAAUGUUAAUGGUUGGUAUAGCCUACUUUUGUUUUCAAUGCUGUUGUCUCUGGGCACAUGCACGCCACGUUUCCUUCCACCACCAAGUUAUUGUUCCAUGUAACUGAUUUACUUGCAUAGAGGUAAACAAGUAUACGUGAUGCUGCGCCAAAUGUCUGUUUAAUUACAAAUAUUACAUGCAGAAUAAAAUGCUUUCGCCAAAGUUGCACCUUGCGUAUUGCGGUCAUUCAAACGCAUGCCAAAGUUAAUCCUUGUCUAUAAUGUGCUUCUUAAACGCACAAAUGCAGAGUAUCAUUUUUUUGCCUUGCUGAUUAACUGUAUCACAGCUUUAAUCAGGAUGAGGGAUCACAUGAGUUGACGGAUAAGAUUAUAGCUCCACAUGUCUAAUGUGCCUUCAUCGCUUAUGAGCGCGGCAAAGGCACGCACGGAAGUGCGAGCUGUCCUCUUUUGCUUUAUAUGGUAAUUUUGGCGCCGAGGGACGCUCCAAGACCCUCCUCCCAUUGUAAAGAGCCGAAGCACUCAGGCCUUACAAGUGGUGUUUAUAGAAUCAUAACUGCUGUGAAAGUGGGAGUCAUUAUUUUGUAUCCCAAGAUGGACUGCUGCUCACUACAUGAGAGUACAGAUUGCGAACCAUGACUGACUCAGAACCACCCCACCCCACAAAACACCUCCCCUUGUCAGAGAUUGAAGUUUGGUGCACUUCCCCCUCCUGUGUGUCAGCUUUCCCAAUCACCACAGAGGGGUUUUAUCACCAUAGAUGGUUCUAGUAACUUUUUUAUAAAUCUUCAGCUCCUCAUUGUAUACAGCUCAUUCAGAUUGUCUGCCAGAGUUCUUAAUGACCCUCUGGUAAUCAGCCUUUGCAAGCAGGAAAUAUUAACAAAGUAUGUAUGAUGCAGAUAAACAUAAACCCACCUUCUCAUAGUUACAAAGAGCAGGAACAGCAGAAGAAAUGCAAAUAUUUACUACAAACUUGGAGAGGCGCAUCAGCAUUUUAAGAGGCCAAAGAUGGAAUGGAAAACGGGUGCCUCGAAUAGAGGCUGUGUGUUUACUCCUCAUCCAGUUUAAAACUGUAAGACAAUGGCACUCUGUGUUUACACAUCAGCGUUGACAAAAAAAAAACAGUAGAGCUCAGUCAUAAACGGUUACUGCUGCUGAGUGUGUCUAGUGUUUCAGGUCUGACUGGCUCAGGCAUAUGAGGGUGCUCCAGGCUGGGAAAGAGGUGUUCGCCACCUUGCGUGCAGCGGAUGGCAAAAAACACCCAGCAGCGUUUUCCCAGUAACUAACUGACAGGGCCAACUCGAUAAUCCUGUUGUUCACCGCUUCAGUAGUAGGAGGAGAAAAAUGUCUCCAAAGCCAGGCUUACCUUUAAACACACUCCAAAGGUGGAUUAGUAGACCCCCUUCAAUAGAGUUCCAGUGUCAACACAGCCUCGAUGCUCAUUUGUGUUCACAACACAUGCCCUGUAGUGGGCUUAGAACAUCUCCUCUAGUCUAAAGAGGUACGCUUCCCUCAACAGGCUAGAAUAGAUCUACAACUCAGAUAAACCCAAAUAUGUAGUCAUGUGAGAUCUUGAAUUGGCAGAAGAACAAAACAAUCAAAGCAGACUGUGAUGCUGUCUAAUGCCUUGGAAGGAGGGGGAGGGAGGGGUAGAUUCUAACAAUCUCCUUAUUCUCUAUUGCCUAAUUGGAUAAGCCCUUGUUAUUCAUUACUGAUCCAUAUUUCAGCAGACCUCUCUGACUGAGCUGCUGACAAGCUGCUGGGCAGUUGACCAAGUGUUCUGGUGAUAAUCACUGUGCUUUGUGUGCAGUUUCCUCCUCUGUUCAGAAAGGGGAAUUUAAACGGUGGAAGCUGGACAGGGAGAUUUGUGAUGACAGACCAGUAGGGUUUGUUUUCUUUUGUUCUGCUUGGAGGGUUGGGGUGGCCCUAACCUUGAAAUACUUUUUCAUAGCUUGGCUGCCAUAUAUGGUGAUGAGUAGACUUCUACUUUCUAUUUUAUUACUAGUGAAAAUGGGGGAACUGGUCUUUUUUUAGUAUUGCUAAUAUUGUCAACGUCUGUGUGAUUACGUGUCAGGUGACGAUGCUAGAUCAGGGAGCAGCAGAGAGGGCCUGUAAAGACCCCAACCCUAUCAUCGACGGACGCAAGGCCAACGUAAACCUGGCUUACAUAGGCGCCAAGCCCCGCAGUAUGCAGAUAGGUGAGCCGACCAGGGGUGAGUACAACCGCCGGACGCACCAACACUACACUUGUCACACACCAUAUCAGCAUGUUUUAGACAUAUUUGUUGGUAAAUGGUCAUUCAGAAAUCACAUAUGCUACUCAUGCCACAUCGGACAGAAAUGUACAAACAUUUAAAUACAUCUGGAUUAACAUUCUUACUCUUUAUAUAUUAGGGGACUGGGUAAUUGUGAGGGGAAAAAACUAACACCGACGUAAUUUGCCAUCUGCAUGUGUUCAAUAUUAUUAGUAUGUUGCUUGAGUUACUCUACAUGUUUCAGUGAACUUUGCUCAGUCUCUCUGCCUCUCCUAUGCAUUGCAAAUGUCUGACGGGUCAUUUUCUCGAUCUUCCAGGCAUAUCCAUUGGAGUGCAGCCUAUUCACCCAGCGCUCAUGCAGAGGCAGUAUGGGUAAGUGAAUGGGAGUUAGCACUCCUUCUUUGUGACCUCUAUAUAGCACAGUACUGCAUCUUCUGAAUUACACAUCUACUACUGCUCUGCCAAAUAAAGGUAUCUUGUUGAACCCAGGCCAGUCUGUGACGGGUGUCCAGGACGCUCACUCCGCUGGGCAUUUAAUGGCCAUGUCACUGAAAUGGGAUAGACACAACUGCCCCCCCCCCCCCCCCCCCCCCCCCCGUGUGUUGCCACCCCUCCCUCCUCCAAAGUCCUAGCUUUGAUUUAAUUACUGUAAGCCAGAGGUCCAAGCCCUUACAUGCAUGUAAUAAUAUAAUAUCAUGUCCAUGGACUUUGGGUCCUUAGAGUCCCCGUCCCCGUCCAUGUGCUUGUUGCUUAGUAACGGGCAGGGUGGAGCCCCCCAGGGGAGCGUGCUCUGUGGGCAUGUCUAACAGGUGUUGGCUCUUAUUACAGUCGUUUACACCCCUAAUCCCCUGUGACUGACUGCAGCCCCAGCAAGAGGGCGAGAGCACAGAUCUCUAUGGGCCGGUGACAGACACAGGCUGCUCUAAGAUGGAGAGCACACAAGUGUUCUUUCAGCCUUUCUUCCGCUCAGACCCUUAAACAGCAUGUGGUGGGAUGGUUGGGAGGGAUUGAGCAUUUGUGUAGACCAGACUGGACUGUAGCAUAGUGCUCCUCUUCCUCUCCUAGUCAGCAGAUUGACUGGGGAGCUGGCAGGGUUGGGGCUCGCACACAUCACACUGAAUGUGAAUGUUCGUCUGUUGAUCGUUCAGCGCGCAGUGUUUUAGGGACCACCCGCUGUAGAUGCCUGACUGCUACAUGUAAAAUUGGUGCACACUCGGUUUGCAAAUUACGUUCAGAGGUACUAAGUACAGCAAACGCUGUUGGUGUCUGAGCCCUUAGCGAGGCCAGGGACUACUUCUCUCCUUCACUUUCCCAUAGUCUACUUCCCUCUUGUCCUCCCCUCUCACUCUUGCCUGUGGAGGAAAAGGAAACUGGGCUCUGUCUUGUCUGAACACCGUUUCUGCUGGGUGUCGGAACGACACUGAAUUUACACAACUGUGAGACUGUGGGAGGGAAUAGGGUGUGUAGAUUGGAGUGAGGGGUUUAAUGUUUGUGGGGGGGCGGGGCAAUGUUCCCUCUUAUAGAUCCCUUUAGCUUGACUUGAUGAAGCCCUUUGAUUUGUUCACCAUGACUUAAACGUAAUGGCUAGAGGAAGUCAGUCUGUCUGCUUGGUUCGUCAGUCCUUCUGCUCUGCCAGCCCCACCUCCCUGUCAUCCGUCGAGUGGCAUGUGUCACACCCGCUGGCCGUCAGCAAAAAAAAAAGACAGCUGACCUCUGAUCCCUCUUGUCACCCAGACCCCCACAGGCCCUGUGAUGUCAGACGGUUCGGUUAGAGCUCACUGCUCUGUUCUGCUUCCCUGUUUCCUCUCCUCCGCUCUCUUCUCUCUGCACGCACUUCUCAUCCUCUUUUAGUCGUUUUUGUUAACUUUUCUAUCAAGAUUGCAGCAUUGACCCAUAUUUUGUUGUACUUCCUAAUAAUGUGCCUCAGAAAGUUCAUCCAGAGGUCAGAGCUAGAGGCCUGUGGCCACACUAUUACAAGGCCACAGAAAGGAGAGGCUCAUCUGUGUGUGAAUGUGCAUAUGCCUGACUGUCUUGCAUGGUCAUCUGUCAGUGCCUGUCUGUGGGGGUGUCUGAAUGGUUCUUUGUGAGGAGCUGACCGUUAGAGGGGUGGACAAUGUGCUCCCUCUGCCACGGGCUCCUGAUUCCGAUUACCUCCUUCUAUAGCGAUCAUGUACUUUCUUAUUGUUAGUGUAUAGCACUCAGCAGGCUACAGUGUCCUAACUAUUCAAUGCCUACCUACACAGAUAAAUACUUGCUAUGUGAGUGAACCCAGGCAACAGUGGUGUAGACUGCUGUAUCAUAUCAACAUAAUGUCUUUGACGUUGCGAAAAAGCUUAGCCACUAGCUUCACUUUCACCAUAUGACGGAGCCAUCUCGUGCUGCGUCGCUACAAUAGUAUUAAUGAGGAAUCUGAUGAUGAAUGCAUGUUAUUGUUAACCCCCACUAUCCUCCCCAACCCCAUCAUGGUUGCUCUGUGCUCCCAGCUGAACAGUAUGCCGGAGGGGGGAGAGAAGAUACCCGAGGUGCAGGCUUCGUGCUGCCUUGUUUGGAGGCUCCCAGGAGGAGGGUAGCAGGCAGCUGUGACUGCUCCCGCCCCUCUCUAAGGUGCCAGCAAUGGCUUGAAAGUGCAGCGAUGGAUUGGCGUGCCAGGUUAUGCUGAUUAGAGUGCCUCUCUUUCCUAUUAUGGCAUGGUUUGGGGUUUGCAGUGGGGACUUCUGUUGCUGUUCCAGUGUGGGGCUGAAGGGUUUGGGGGUGUGGUGUGUUAGGCAGGUUGCAAUUGGAUUUUGUGCGUCGGACUUGUCACCCCUUACCCCUGCACGCUCCCUUUUUGCAGUGUUUGAGUUGACAGCUCUCCAAUAGUCUUCCAUCGCUUCAUUUCCUUGUCUUCUGUCAUGGCCAUUGAUCUGAAUGGAAACUGGUAAACACAAUAUGGUGGUAACCUAUCUGGUCCUUUGCCCCAUCAGUGGCCGUGAAGUUGGAGACAAGGAAAGGAAGCCAUCAGCGUAUUGAGACCGAGCUGAGAAGUGUUGAGUUGUGUGCUGUGGCUUCACGGUCUUGACGUUCAUUCACCGUGAACAUACUGCCUUUUCCUACCAGACACUCCGUGUGAGAGGGUUGAAGAAAGGUUCCUCCUCUCUCACUCAGUUUUUGGUUCAUGUGUGCUGUUUGCAGUGAGUGGAGGUUUUCUGUUUCCCUCCAGCUGCAGUAUUAAGGAUGGGGGGGGGUCUCAAAAACGGCACCAGUUUUGCAGGGGGGUCCCUAGCUCUUCCUCUGCCAUCAUCAGACUGGGGAGAAUGAGCUGUCCCAGACUCCAUAACACUAAUCACUAGUACGAGAGAGCUUUGAGCACAGCACAUCAGACCCAACUGGCUAACAGCCUGCCUUGAUAAGCCCUGACUCCCCACCUCUCAAGCGCUGAUAUCCAAUGUAACUUGCGCACAAAACAGGAACCACAACUCGGCUACUGCCAUCACACUUCCCGUGUGUACUCGGCGAGUGAAGAGUAGCAGCUGUUAAAACACUGUGGUGUCUGGGCUUGAAAACCUGCCAGUAACGGCUGUCUCUCGCCCACCACCACACACCCCCUCCCUUUCUCUCUGGGGGGCCCUACCUAACAGGUUCUGUAGGUUUUCAACUGACGAGAGAUGUUGAUCUCUUCUCCUUACCUCGCUCUUUGUCACAUUUAGUGGGUGGCGUGGCAUCUGGCUAGUUUCUUGCCCACCACUACUGUGGAUACACAACACAUACACAGCACAACUCUAGUGUAUAUUCAAGACCUGCUAACCCUACUGGAGAACGUAAAUGACAGAAUCCAGGCCUUGGUUUUCUUUGCUCCUGUUCAUCAUUGUAUUUUCCAGUAUGUAACUUGUGUCCUGUUGUCUGUGUUCUCCAGGUUGGCCCAGCAGUAUGUGUACCCCCAGGCCUACCUUCAGCCCAGCCUGGUGCUCCCCUCUCAGGUGUCCUCCUCCGUCAGCUCCCCCUACCUGGACUACAGUGCCGCUUACGCCCAGUACGCGCAGGCCGCCUUCGAGCAGUACCCCUAUGCCGCCUCCCCAGGGUUCCUGGGCUACGGCUACGCCCCCAGUCCUGCCGCCGCCCCCUCCCAGGCCUCCGCCAGUGUUCACCAGACCCUCCCCACAGGGGCAGGCCCAGCGCCCGCCUUCCUGCAGUACGCCCCCCAGCAGCACGUCCAGCCAGACCGCAUGCAGUGAGGAGAGGCAGGAUGCAAGUAGUCCUAUAGGCCUGGGGUGUCACCCUGGGCUGCCCAUGCCACAGCCAGGGCUUUCAGGGAAUGGGCUGAGAGAGGGACUAUUGCACUGUAGCAUCAGGAUGAACCCCCUCCUCGUGGGUCUGGAGAGGAAGUGGGAGAGUUUUGAUGACAGGGUGGGAGGCUAGAAUAAAACACGUAGUCACUGAGGGCUUCCAGAUGCAGACACUUCAUUUUUAUUAUUACUGUCUAUCUUUUAUUGUAUCAAUGUUAGUAUCCUUUUAUUAUCAGUGUAAUUAUUAUAUAUUUUUGUUUCAAUCAACAAAAAAACCACGCUACAUACUUGUAUUUGAAGAGAGCGAAGGGUGUUCUUACCUGGACAUUGACCCCUCAUCCCCCUCCUCUUUGCCAGGGCAUGGGUUAAGUGAAGGCACUGCUGCUUGGAUACAUAGUGGUUGGGCAUUUGGUGGGAGGCACGGUGCCAACUGUUUCCAUCCACACCAGAGGUGAGGACUCUGCCCUCUUAUACACCCCCAGUGUUACUGCUCCAACACCAUGGGUGGUCAUGAUUCCCUCUGGGCCUUUCAGAGGUCAUCAAGGACUAAAUGGAGAGCAAAGAGAUUCUGGGAUCCCCUUCUCUGAGACGAUGUGAAAUCGUUAGAAGUCAGGACUACAUUUUUAAAUAUUUUUUUAUUAAAGAGGCCUUAAUAAAACUCCUGUUUUUACAAACACUUCCUUUUACCCCCUUCCUUAACUCACAUGGCCUGGGCUCUUCAUAUUUAUACCAGACACUCUUGUAGUCUAUUGACUCACUUUGUCUUGAUUAUUGGAGACAGAUGUAGAUAAUCAUAUGCAGUAAGUGGGAGGAGGGGUCAAAGAGCAUUGGGCGUUGACGUGCAAGGUAGCUGACACCAAUAACCAGUACCUGUUUGUUUUGUCUCGUAACUGUUAAUCUAAGAUUGUCAAAUGUUGAUCUCUCAAAAAGGACAUUCAUGUACAGUAUUUUUAAAUGUUUCAAUUAUCAAGUACAUUUACAAUAUUUAUGUUUAGGUAUUUAUAGGAAAUUCUAAGUUAAGGUUUUUGUAACUUGGUCUAAAUAGUUGCAGCACUGAAGUCCUAUAACUUGGUAAGUGUAUGUACAGAUCCACAAAUGUGUCUUUUAUUAAUUUGAUGAUGGACAUAUUUUUCUUUUCCAUUUUUCCUGGGAACCAAUGGAUUUUCCUGUAUGCACAACUCUAGAUGCUUUAGUUUCACAGGCUGCUGGCUGGGAUCAGACUCUGUAGACCAUUUCAGCAAAAUGUAUUUUCCAGUCCCUUCAAAGAAGCCAUACCAAAAAAAUCUUGAAAAAUAAAGAAUUUUGUAUAAUAAAAAAAAAGAAAG
This is a messenger RNA of Coregonus sp. 'balchen', 8429 nucleotides long. Lineage: Eukaryota; Metazoa; Chordata; Actinopteri; Salmoniformes; Salmonidae. The record is from the annotation of a GenBank genome assembly.